AUGAGUUCCUGGACUCUGUCUGGGGCCAGGUUAGGAGGCGGGCAGGUGCAGCAGAGCAGGGCAGGGGCAGGGCCAGGCACUGAAGCGAGGCCACAGCGCGGAGGGAGCCAGUUCCUUGUGGCUGUUGGGUGGCUCAGACAGCUCCUUGCCUCCCCAGCCAUGGUUCUCCCUUUGCCCUGGCUCUCCCGAAGUUGCUGCCGUCGCCUCCUCCUGCCACCCUGGCCCCCGGCACUCCAGGGCUCCUGGAGGUGCUGCUCCCAGGGUCCCAAGGCAAGCACAGAAAAGACUAGCUCCACAGGCGCUGGGCAGAUGUCACCUUCCAGGGACCCCUGGCCCCGCCCCACAGCUGAGCUGGCCCAAGCUGAGGAGCUGCUGGAGCAGCAGUUGGAGCUGUACCAGGCCCUGCUCGAAGGGCAAGAGGGGGCCUGGGAAGCCCAGGCCCUGGUGCUCAAGAUCCAGAAGCUGAAGGAACAGAUGAGGAGACACAGAGAGAGCCUGGGAGAAGACACCUAA
Molecule: messenger RNA, 513 nt
Organism: Lagenorhynchus albirostris (white-beaked dolphin)
Lineage: Eukaryota; Metazoa; Chordata; Mammalia; Artiodactyla; Delphinidae
Gene: MCCD1
Product: mitochondrial coiled-coil domain 1
Exons: 2
Coding region: 1-513 (170 amino acids)
Source: RefSeq, a predicted model, not a curated record